AUGCCGGUGGCUGCAAAAGUGGCUGAAAACACUUGAGAGAAUUCUACGAGCUACCACUAUGUAUUGUCUACAGCCGCCUCAGGAAACAACUUGUUUUUACUGUCCCAACUGCAUGGUUUUGCUCCCAAAAAUUGAGGGAGUUGUACAUACGGAUGCGUUUACGUCGAUCGCGAAGUUCGUACGUGCGCCGCCACAACGUCCAUCUUCGAGUACCCAGUCGAGUUCUGUAAAUUUAAGAGAGCGUGGGCUUGAGGACAUCGUGCGGAAGAUGAAUUGCAGGUCAAAGCGUGCAUUCGAAUGCCGUAUGAGAUGGUAUGGGUCGCUGAGGCCGAGGAAGUGGCAAACAUUCGAUGUAUGAGUGCCGACAUGCAGGGUGGCCGUCAAUGCAAUCAUGACGGGUGUUUGGGGUAGGCGCAUAUGAAUAUCGCUG
Somion occarium is the source of this 430-nucleotide messenger RNA. The record is from the annotation of a GenBank genome assembly. NCBI's taxonomy places the organism in Eukaryota, Fungi, Basidiomycota, Agaricomycetes, Polyporales, Cerrenaceae.